Messenger RNA from Pomacea canaliculata, 3499 nucleotides. Its product is annotated as cytochrome P450 2J6-like. Gene Ontology annotation, cellular component: intracellular membrane-bounded organelle; cytoplasm. The record is from RefSeq and is a predicted model, not a curated record. Gene Ontology annotation, biological process: xenobiotic metabolic process. Lineage: Eukaryota; Metazoa; Mollusca; Gastropoda; Architaenioglossa; Ampullariidae. The transcript has 6 exons. Gene Ontology annotation, molecular function: iron ion binding; oxidoreductase activity, acting on paired donors, with incorporation or reduction of molecular oxygen, reduced flavin or flavoprotein as one donor, and incorporation of one atom of oxygen; heme binding. Bases 664 to 2190 code for a protein of 508 amino acids.
UGAUUUUGCGAGCUGACAUAAUAUAUACAUUUUGUUUUUAUAGCAAAGGAGAGUUUAGAGAGUCACUUUACCGGAAGGAAACGAGAACUACCACAGCUGUGAGACACAAGUGCUGCGUUUUCUGAAAGAUUAUGCUGAUUACAAAACAUGGAACGAUGUUGAUGUUGAGAGAGCCCAUCGUAUUGGAAAGUUCGAGGCCUUUAAAUCGAGACCGAUUAUUAUAAAAUUCUGCAGAUGGUCUGAUAAGAUGAGGCUGUUACGAGAUCAUGUGACUAGAGGUGCGAUGCGCAAGGAUGGAUUUCGUUUGGCAGUUGACCUCACCAGGCAGCAGAGGUUACAACUUCGCCACCUGAAACAAGAAGGCAACCGGGGAGGAGCGACGCUGGAGACUAUCCGAGCCUGAGGAGGGAAAUACAAAACGGGUUAACACCCGAAAGGAUCAGUGACUAGCAUUCUGUCUACACCUUAGUCAGUCCAGAAACAGGGUCUAUAACUGCAUGACUCCACCCCUAUGCUCAUUGCCAGGGGUAACGUCAAGUGUGUAAAUGUGGUGUCAACAGCUUGAGACAAGUACACGGGGUAUGUUACCCGCCGUGUCUCGUUCUUGUUGGUGACGAAGGAUUCAUCUACAUUCGUCUCCCAAAAGACAGCUAACAGAGCACCAUGACAGCUUUACUGGAAAUGCUCGACAUCAACACAGGCCUUGCUUUAGGCGUUGCCGUGUUGUCGUUGUUGUGGUGGCUUUCCGUCAGACGACCUGCAGGUGCACCUCCAGGACCUUGGCUGGCUGUACCACUGCUGGGUCACCUGCUGCUGAUGAUGAAGAAAGAUCCUCGGCAGCAGUUCGCAGUAUGGCGACGACAGUACGGUGACGUGUUCAGUCUGUACCUGGGCAGCCAGCUGGUGGUGGUGCUCAACGGCUACAAGGUCAUCAAGGAAGCGUUAGUAAAAAACCCCGACGCCUUCUCUGGCAGGCCUCAUAGUCUUCUCCUGGAUAUUAUAACCGACAGCAAAGGCGUUGUUGACACCUCUGGUCCUGUGUGGAAAGCCCAAAGAAAGGUUUCUACACAGAUUCUACGUGAGCUAGGGAUGGGCAAAAACGUCCUGGCGGCAAAGAUUGAGGAGGAGGUCAAAGAGUACAUCAGGGUCAUAUCCGAGAGCCAGGGACAGCCGCUGGAUCUGAAACACUUGACCCAAGCUAGCGUGUCCAACAACAUGUGUUCCAUCGUCUUUGGCAAACGCUUCGAGUAUGACGACGAUGUCUUUGGAAACAACCUUAGGUUGAUAGAUGCCAUUGUUCGCGAUGCUGGGGCGGGUGCCGCAGUAUCUUACAUUCCUUUUCUGCGACACCUGCCUGGAGAUUACUUUAAGUUGAAGCGAUUUGUGGACAACAUGCGGCUUGUGAUGCAGAAGUUUAUUAAACCUUUUGUAGACGAGCACUACCGCAGGUCUGAGGAGGGCACAGUGGACGACUUUAUUGGCGCCUACAUCAGAGAAAUACAUCAUCAUCGCAACAGUCAGUCAGGAUCACCUCACAUCAACGAUCCUAAUCUCCUCAAGUUAGUCUUCGACAUCUUUGGAGCUGGCACAGAGACGACCUCAACAGCUAUCCUGUGGGCUCUGGUUUGCUUCCUUCACCACCCUGACGUGCAGGACAAGUGCUACGAGGAGAUCCACAGAGUUGUCGGCACAGAGCGAGCGCCCACCAUACAGGAUAGACCGCAGUUAGUUUACAUGGAGGCUGUCAUCAUGGAGGUUCUUCGCUAUGCCAACGUUGCGCCACUUAGUUUGCCGCAUGCCACUUCCUGUGACGUGGAGUCUGGCGGAUACACGAUCCCUAAGGGCACUGUAGUCAUCCCCAACCUGGAUUCUGUGAUGAGAGAUCCGGAGACCUGGGGUGACCCCGACAGAUUCCGACCUGAACGUUUCAUAGGAGAGGACGGCAAACUGUGGAGACCCGAAGAGUUCAUUCCCUUCUCUAUGGGUCGGCGCUUCUGCUUGGGUGAAACGAUUGCUCGAAUGGAAUUACUUCUUUACAUUUCAACAAUGGUGCAACACUUUCGAUUCUUACCUCCGGAAACUGCAGAUCUGCCAUCUUUGCAAGGCGUGCUUGGCAUUACACAUUCCCCUAAACAUUUUAAAGUUCGAUCUGUGCCUAGGACGUGUUUGAAAAAGGAAACAUCGGAAUGAAGUCAGCAAUGGGGAGGAUGGGAGUAUCUGAGGGCAGUGGACAUGGCUGCAGUUAAUCAGCGUGGGCCAGUCCCAGCUGUUCUUUUUAUGCUACCCCUAGCAAACACAGAUUGUUGACCCAGGAUUGUUGACGGGUUUCGGCGUCAAUCAAUUGCACUAAAAAUAUUUUUAAACAGAUAGUGGGCCAAUAUUUUGUUAGAUUUCAUUUUACUAUCUGAUUACAAUCAUCAGUUUUUUUCCUCAGUGAUCAAUGUGUAAUUAUCUUACUAUACUACUAGGAAUACAGAAUACUUUAAAGGCAUCAGACUCUUAUACACUGGUACUGCAGGAAGCUGACUCUGACUUUGCUCACACUGCUGCAAAACACUUCAGAUGAUGAAGCUACGUUAUCACUUGACCUAUUUAUCGUUUUUAUCUUCUUUUUCUUUCAUGCUUGUUCCCUUGCUUGUUUUCUUUUCAUAAUUGUUGUAAAUUUUCUAUUUAUUGUAACAAUUUGCAAUUUUGGCUUGGUUUUCUGGUCCAUCAAGAACUGAUACUCUUGCUUGUGGUACUUUCAAGUCUCUGUCACAUCAGCAUGCACCAAGGUUCCGACACUGAGAGGCGGCAAUGUCACGAUGUGUGUAGGGUACACUAAAUGAUAUUUUUAACAGUUUGUGGGCCAAUCGUAGGCUGGAAUUCAGUCUAUUACACUAUUUUUAUCAUUCUCUUGCUACAGAAAUGUUUACGUAUAUCUUGUAUCAUAAGAUUCUUCAAAUUUGUAAUGCAGCUAUGCAUUGCUUACGAUUCGCUAUUGCUAGUUUGGGGAUCAAAAUAUUCUAAUGAAAUGUUCGUCCACCAAUAAAACUGAAAAUAUCUGUCAUCCAUUGGUCAGUUUUAAUUACAGUAGAUUAAUUUUCAGGGUUUAAUUUUAGUGACUAUACAUUCUUGAUUUUUCUGUUUAUCUGCUUACAAGACAGGGUAAACCGUGAUGAACUAUGAAUAUUGCAACAUUAAGUUUGUGUUGAGGGUUGACAAUGGUCACAUUCUCUACCCACACCAUGGUGAUGUUUUACUUAUUAUUUAUUUAGAUCUUCUUUGCUUCAGGAAUAUUAAAGAAAGAAAACAACUUAUGUCGGUAAAAUACUUGAAACAUAGAAUUGUUGAUAAUCAUGUUGAGAUAGUUUCAAGCUGAUAUGUACAAAUAUAUGUGCAGUUUUACUCUUAAUGCAUGAAGUGAUGUGCAUGGAAUUACUUUUCCCUGUGUAAUAUUUUUAUGAUUUCUGGAUAAAUGCUCGACAUUUUUUCCUGCUAUUUGAUUAAAACAUUUAUU